CAAGGACCUGUACAAGGAGGCCAUGAUGGAGGAGCACCAGCCUCUUAUAUCACAAGAAAAUUCCAGCAAAAAUUCUGAGGGAAAGUUCAUGUCACGAAAUUGCAAAGCAGAAGGUAUCAUGCAGUGCUCUUUAGGAGAAAACGUAAUUAAUGUACAUCCCGGACUUCACAGUAUAGAUCUAUCAUAUGAUCCCCCUAAUCAUGAGGAGCCUUCUUCUGACCAGUCAAAGGUUGUCACCACAAAUACAGGUCACAAAAAGGUUAAAAGGUUUCACUGUGGUAAACAGUUCACAAAAAGCUCAAGUCUUUCUACACAUAGAAUUCACGCAGGAGAAAAGCCAUACUCUUGUCUAGAAUAUGGCAAGUGCUUUGCAGAUAAAUCAAGUCUUGUUACACAUCAUAUUUAUCACACAGAAGAGAAACCAUAUGCAUGUUCAGAAUGUGGGAAAUGUUUUACACAAAAAUCAGAUCUUGUUGCACAUCAGAGAAGUCACAAGGCAGAGAAGUUGUAUUCAUGUUCAGAAUGUGGGAAAUGUUUUACAUAUAAAUCAAAUCUUAAUACACAUGAGAGAAGUCACACAAAAGAAAAGCCAUAUACAUGUUCAGAUUGUGGAAAAUGUUUUACACUAAAAUCAAAUCUCGUUACACAUGAGAGACGUCACACAGGAGAGAAACCAUAUUCAUGUUCUGAAUGUGGUAAAUGUUUUACACAGAAAUCAAAUCUUGUUUCACAUGAGAGAAGUCACAGAGGGGAGAAGCCAUAUUCAUGUUCAAAAUGUGGGAAAUGUUUUACAGUUAAAUUAAAUCUUGUUUCACAUGAGAGACGUCACACAGGAGAGAAACCAUUUUCAUGUUCAGAAUGUGAGAAAUGUUUUAUUUCUAAAGCACAACUUAGAAAUCAUCAAAGAACUCACACAGGAGAGAGGCUCUAUCCAUGUUCAGAAUGUGGAAAAUCUUUUACAUAUAAAUCAUAUCUUGUUACACAUGAGAGAAGUCACACAGGAGAGAAGCCAUAUUCAUGUUCAGAAUGUGGGAAAUCUUUUACAGUUAAAUCAACUCUUGUUACACAUGAGAGAAGUCAUACAGGAGAA
Molecule: messenger RNA, 1090 nt
Organism: Bufo bufo (common toad)
Lineage: Eukaryota; Metazoa; Chordata; Amphibia; Anura; Bufonidae
Product: gastrula zinc finger protein XlCGF17.1-like
Exons: 2
Biological process (GO): negative regulation of transcription by RNA polymerase II
Molecular function (GO): DNA-binding transcription repressor activity, RNA polymerase II-specific
Source: RefSeq, a predicted model, not a curated record